UGCGCGCCAAUAGAACGAAGCGGAGACCCACAGCAACAGAAAUAGUGGGUUCGCUACACUUUCCUCCUCCCUCUCUUCGCAGUAAAUCGUCUUCCCUAUCUCCAGUAGCUACGUUUUCUAUAUAACGCGCAGCACGUAGCCACCACUUCUGACUACUCGGGGAUGGCUCAGCAACUGAAGAUUCCCUGGCAGUACGCCGGCUACGGUGUACCUCAGCAGCGUGUUUACCAACCACCACCUCUACCGCUCGGAGCCGCACGGCGUGGCGAGGGAGAAGAAAACCCCGGAGCCUCACCCAAACUGUCUCCUCGCUCUCCCGGCGCGGCCCUCGCUACUAGCGGGAAGCGACCCAGACCUCCUGCCACUGCGACGGACAGUAAGUCAAAGGAAGAGUCGCCACAGAGAAAGACGGGUAGCCAAGGGCUGUCUAGUACGCCUCACGCACGAGGAAGAAGAGGUCUGUUCUGGAGCUCCUGCCUGGCGGAGUAGGAGAGUCGUCCUCCAGGCUCCUGGGCUGCCAUCGACACAUCAACUGCUGCAGAAACACUCCUACAUUGACUCAGGGAAGCUAAAGACACUACCACUGAAGGAGAGUAAUGUGGAGAGGAAGAGAGAGGGAGAGAAAGGAGGAGGGAGAGGGAAAGAGGGAAAGGAACAAAGGAAGGAGAGACAGAAACCGCUACUCACCAAGAAACAGGCCUGGCAGGAAGGUCACAAGAUAACAUGGGAUAAACAGUAUGCGGUACUCCUGGUGUGACCUGUUGCACCAUGCAGUCAACUGCCACAUCUCUCCUCUCUCCUCCCUCUCCCCGUCUUCCUGCCACUGGGCCGGCUGCAACACCACCCCACUGAGAAUGAAACCCUCUCUCAUACGACAUCUAAAGAUCCAUCAUUGUAGUCCAGGUCCCAAGCCCAUUCCACCCUCUGUGGCAGUUACUCUAGCAAAACUGAAACAUUGUCCUCCUCUUGAGAAUGAAGUGGAAUCUCCUCUGACAAAGGUGGUUCGUGUGACAGCUGCUCUGGUCCUCAGAAACCUGUGUCGAAUGGCUCCCUCCACUCACUGGUAUACAACACCUCUCACCUGCUUUGUUUCUUCACCUUUUAGUACAUUUUAUCCCAACACCCACAUGUUCUAUAAAUUAUACAUGAUAUGCAUAAUCCCUCUCUUACUUCAUUACCCUCACUCCCUCUCUCCCAACAGUCAGAUAAGGAGACAUGAACACAGACUAAGUGAAGUGGCUCUGUCUGACAGAGAAGCUGCUCACGCCAUUACAGAGUGUCUCACCUAUUUAAACCUCCCUCCUCCUUCUCCUCCCUCCCUCGCUGCUAACCCUCAUAAUAACACUGUCACACAUCAUCAGUUGACUGAAAACUCAUACAGCUCUCCCUAAUGAUUCUAUUGUUACAUUUCAUCAGUCUUUCAACCUCAG
Molecule: messenger RNA, 1430 nt
Organism: Geodia barretti
Lineage: Eukaryota; Metazoa; Porifera; Demospongiae; Tetractinellida; Geodiidae
Source: the annotation of a GenBank genome assembly